CAACAAAUCAGAUAUAUGUCAAUGUCAGUUGAAAUUUAUUUAUGUUUUCACAACAACUCAGUAGGCAUAAUGGAAUGAGUUAGUUUAUAUCAUGAACGUUUAUUUUAUUACAGAUACUUUUUACAAGACGUAACUUUUGGUUUCCCAUAAUAUAUUUGCAAUGAAUAACAUGGUGCAUUACGGAGAUAAAGUUCGCAAUGGAAGGCAAGGUGGUCGGAUAAUGAUUUUCCUGUUCCUUUCAAUGUGCAUUGCAUUGCUAAUUGCACUUAGCUACAAACAAGCUUCAGUUAACAUGAAGGAAAGAGCUGAUGAUAUGGAAGAGAAAUAUAGGCAAACACUAAAGACUUUUCAGACAUGUAGUUCCAACAAAAAUAUUAUUUUUGAGGAACUUAACAGUAAAAAAGUAGAAAACAUCGAAAUUAUGAACAAGAAAUCUAAACUGACUUCUGAUUUGAAUGAUUGCUCGGCUUUAACGAAAUCUUUGCAAACAAAUAAACUGGAGAUGGGAAUACAAAGAGAUGAUGCACACAAACAAUUAGUCGAAAAGGAAUCCAAAAUAACUGAGUUGCAGCAAGCAGUAGCUGAAAAGGAAAGCGAAUUGGAAGAAUUACGAAAUACAAAUGCGGAACUAAAGCAACAACUUCAUGAAAUGGUGUUAAAAGUGGAUACCUUUGAAAAAAAUGGUAAAACUUUGCAACUAAGUGAAAAUGUUGAACCAUUGGAGAAAGGAAACCCGGCUUUAAAAGAAGAUGCAUUAUCUUUAGGACUGCAAGGUAUUAAGAAUGUUGAGCCUCUAGAAAGCACUGGUCUAUCUCCAGAAUCAAGUGAAUCAAACUUAAAUGCUGAAAAUGUGAAAAAAGAAUCUUCCAAUGUAACUAAUACAUCAAACAUAUUUAAAUCUGAUCAUAGCACUGAGAAGCCCAAAGUGGCAAAUCCAGAUUCUGGUAAAACCAAAACCGGUAAAUCUGCUGAUACAGCCCUUGAUCUUGAAGCAACACAAAACAAAUUGCCUGAAAAGAAUGACCAUCCUGAACCAUUAGGCCAACCAAAAACAGCAAAAGAAUCUGUUGAAAAAGAUAAAAAGGACACAGAAGUGUCAGAGAUAAAAGAAAUUCUACCAGAGAAGGGAAUCAAAGCUAGUGUUCAGGUAAAAACAAAAGUGGCCGAAAAAGCAACCACUGAGCAAAAUAAGCCAAAAGAUGGAAUCGAAGAAAAGAAAGUAGUAUCUUUGAAAGAACAAGCGGCAAAUGAAAAUCUAUCCAAGCCCCUGGUAGGUGAAAAGAAAUCAGGAAAUCCAAAGUUAAAAGUAGUUCCUUCUGAAGAGGAUGAAAGUGAUGUUUAUGAUGCAGAUGUCCACUCUGAAAAAGACACUGGCAAAGAUGAUGUAAUGGUAGCACAAAAGAUCUAAACAUUGCUACAUACAUAUUACUCUCGUAUCGACAGUAGCAUAGCUAACGAUACCAUUCUAUUUUUCUUGGUAAUGUCGUUUUACUCAGUUUUAUUAUUUUAUUUUGUCUAUGCAGAAUAGCUGUAACAUUGUUCCAUUAAUAAUAAGGAAAAGUGCUUCAAACUUGGUGGUACGCUUGUAAAAUCCACAUGUAAAUUGGGUGCAGAUUUUUAGAGGUUAUUUAAUACCAAUGUAUUAAAAAUUCUAUGACAUGUGAGAUUCUUCAACCACUAUUAACUGUGCAGUAAAUAUAUAUUUUUGUCAUCUAUUUAAAUUGUUGUUUUAUUUACCUUGAUGCUUUGUUACAUCUAUACACUGAAGCACCUAUUCAUUCAAGCCAUGUUACACUGUAGAAGUAAAUGCACAUUCAUAAAAAUCUUUGUAUAUAAAUAAACAGGAGCUGUUAAUCUCA
This is a messenger RNA of Ciona intestinalis (vase tunicate), 1859 nucleotides long. RefSeq lists its product as uncharacterized. The record is from RefSeq and is a predicted model, not a curated record. NCBI's taxonomy places the organism in Eukaryota, Metazoa, Chordata, Ascidiacea, Phlebobranchia, Cionidae.